AUGGUCCGCCGGACUGCUCUUCUGGCCCUUGCGGCCCUCUCAUCCCUCUCUGCCGCCCAAAUCUCAGAUGAUUUCGAGGAAGGCUGGGACCAGAGUGUAUGGCCCAUCACGGCACCGGACUGCAACCAGGGCGGAACCGUCAGCCUCGACACCACAGUAGCCCACAGCGGCAGCAAUUCGAUGAAGGUCGUUGGUGGCCCCAAUGGCUAUUGCGGACACAUCUUCUUUGGCACUACUCAGGUGCCGACUGGAGAUGUAUAUGUCAGAGCUUGGAUUCAGCUUCAAACUGCUCUCGGCAGCAACCACGUCACAUUCAUCAUCAUGCCGGACAACGCCCAAGACGGGAAACACCUUCGAAUCGGCGGUCAAAGCCAAGUCCUCGACUACAACCGCGAAUCCGACGAUGCUACCCUUCCGGACCUGUCUCCAAACGGCAUUGCCUCUACGGUGACUCUGCCUACUGGCUCGUUCCAGUGCUUCGAGUACCACUUGGGCACUGACGGAACGAUCGAGACGUGGCUGAACGGCGACCUCAUCCCGGGCAUGACCGUAGGGCCGGGCGUCGACAACCCGAAUGACGCCGGCUGGACGAGGGCAAGCUACAUCCCGGACAUCACCGGUGUCAACUUUGGCUGGGAGGCCUACAGCGGAGACGUCAACACCGUUUGGUUCGACGACAUUUCGAUUCAAUCGACCCGCGUGGGAUGCGGCGCCAGCACACCCGGCGGCCCCGGAAGCACGACCACUGCGCGUAGCAGCACCUCGGGGCCAACGACCACUUCGAAGCCAAGCACUACCAUUCCGCCACCGACUUCAAGGACAACGACGGCCACGGGUCCUACUCAGUCGCACUAUGGCCAGUGCGGAGGAAUCGGGUACAGCGGCCCUACGGUCUGCGCGAGCGGCACGACUUGCCAGGUCCUUAACCCGUACUACUCUCAGUGCUUAUAA
Messenger RNA from Trichoderma citrinoviride, 951 nucleotides. RefSeq names its product carbohydrate-binding module family 1 protein. Bases 1 to 951 code for a protein of 316 amino acids. Gene Ontology annotation, molecular function: cellulose binding. Gene Ontology annotation, cellular component: extracellular region. Gene Ontology annotation, biological process: carbohydrate metabolic process. The record is from RefSeq and is a predicted model, not a curated record. NCBI's taxonomy places the organism in Eukaryota, Fungi, Ascomycota, Sordariomycetes, Hypocreales, Hypocreaceae. The transcript is spliced from 2 exons.